UUUCCAAUGGCAAGAAUUUAUCCACAAACAUCUUCUUCUUCUUGUUCUUCAUAUUCUUCUACAAGUACAUACGUGACAACAAAAAGAGAAAUAUUUACUCUAUGGAUGAAAUCACUAGUAUUCCAUGGAAAUGGCUGUGCUGUUUUUGAUUCAAAAGGUCAGCUUGUUUAUCGAAUCGACAAUUACAACAAAAAAUGUAGCAAACAAGUUCAUCUCAUGGAUCUCCAUGGAACAGUUCUCUUUUCUCUACUUAAAAAGAAAUCAUCACUUUUUGGACAUUGGAAUGGCUAUAAGAUGGAUGAGGAGAUACCAUGUUUUCAAGUUAGAAAAAAUGGCAAUUUACUCACGGGAGACUUAAACUAUGAUGUCAUUUUUGGGUGUGAUAAUAUUGCUGAUACAAACAGCUAUAAGAUUUUUGCUUUACCAGGCAAGCUAGGAUUCAAGAUUGUCAACAAAGAAAACAGACUUAUUGCAGAGGUAAAGCAAAAGCAAUCAUCAUCAGCAAUUCAAUUUGGGGAUGAUGUUUUGAGUCUCAUUGUGGAGGCUAACGUUGAUCACUCACUUGUGAUGGCUCUUGUGACUGUUUAUGGUUUGAUCCGACAUAUGUUGUGAAUUCUAGGAUUUCCGCGGCGAGAGUUGUUUUUGUUUUCACCCGAUGUUUGAUACUGUACAGAAGUUUGAUGAGUUCAUUAAAAAGAAAAGUGCGCUCUAUCAGGAUUUUUUCAAGGCUCGAAUCAGAGAUUUCUGAUUAAAGGAGAGAGAAUUAUUUUCUCUUGAAUAGAAAGCACAUAUGCAUUUUUAUUUUAUUUUUGUUUAAAUGGAAAAUGUAACGAUAAAGAAAAUUUUGCUUAGUUUUAUUGGUUC
Messenger RNA from Lycium barbarum (goji berry), 864 nucleotides. RefSeq names its product protein LURP-one-related 4-like. The transcript is spliced from 3 exons. NCBI's taxonomy places the organism in Eukaryota, Viridiplantae, Streptophyta, Magnoliopsida, Solanales, Solanaceae. The record is from RefSeq and is a predicted model, not a curated record. The coding region runs from base 7 to 612 and encodes 201 amino acids.